AUGGACACGUCGUCAACCCUCGCGACGAGCGCCACCCCGACAAUUCCCGCCGAACAGCUUGCCGCACUUACAUCGCUGCUGUCGGGACUCACCGCUGCCGCUUCCGGCACUACCGCACCCGCCACGACAUCCGGCUCCAAUCGCAAUGCCUUCCCGAAGCAUGCGCGGUUGGACGGGCCGAAGACGUUCGCGAACUGGACACGCCAGCUUCGCCUGUGCCUAGCGGACGACAUCCGCUCCUACGUCCUCGACGGAAUCACCCCCGACGAUUGGACGCCUUCGCAACGCUCCGCCCGCGACGUCGUGGCACGCGAGAUCCUUGCAAACUCAAUCGACUCGGCCGAAGUCUCGGCAGUCCUCGACAAGAUCCCUACGGCCGACCUCACAGCGCCCAAGAUUUACUCGACGCUGAAAUCGCGAUACGCCCCUGAUGACGCCACUCGCACGCUCGAGCUCUUCUCGCGACUCUGGGGCUUCCGACCCAUGCCCGGAACGGUUGGCGAAUUUGACAGUUGGAUCAUGGACUUCAAGUCGGUCGCGCAAGAGAUCAUCGAUACGAAAACGACGAUCAACGACGUCCUUGCCACACUCCUCCUCGCGAUCGCCCACCCGUCACUCGAGAGCUUCAAGGCAACGUUCACCGACGAACAACGCACGCAACGAACUCUCCCUGACAUCGAUUCAGUGGCCGACCGUAUGCGAGUUCAACUCCGGUCAACGAACCUCUCCAACGAUCAAUCGGCCCUCCUUGCCUCGUCGUCGCCACGUUCUACCCGUACCAAGUGCCUCGCCUGUCGCAGCUCUUCUCACCGCGUCGCACAAUGCCCUACAAGGGCCCAGCAUCCACCGCCAGGCCCGUGUCGCUCCUGUGAAGAGUCCACUCUCAGCUCGACAGGGGCGCCUCGGUCGUUGCGCGCACUUGCUAGCCCGCCCCCGGCGGUGGGGACUUAGACGCGCGCGACUGCCUCAGCGCGCCAGCGCCGGCGGAUUCAUGCGCGCGCCCGCUAGCCCGCCCCCUUGCGGUGGGGACUUAGGCGCGCCGGCGAUUUCACCCGCGGCUGACUUAGGGAUGUACAUUGUCACGCGCCUGGGACUAUCCCAGCGUGGCCCCCCCCUUUCUGUUUCUUAGCUUCCUUCUCAUCACUUCUGUUCGACUCUCAACCUCUCCUGACAGUAGUGGUGAACGUCUCAUAGGUACGCUGAAAUAGAUCACUUCUGUUCGACUCUCAACCUCUCCUGACAGUAGUGGUGAACGUCUCAUAGCUCCUGCAAGAAGAAGGACCACUGGUCUUUCGACUGCAAAAAGGCUCUUGAGGACGGGAAAACGCCCGACACCUCUGAUGCGCAACACCAUGUCGGAUGUCUCGCCACCGGUCUUCUCGCACAUCGUCGUCAGCUUCGCAACAACUCCUUCGUCGUCGACUCGGGUGCCACUUCGCACAUGGUCUCGGACAAGUCGCUGUUCACGGCCUAUCGCCACAUCGCUCCUACGAAGAUUGGUGGUAUUGCAGGGGGCAUCAACGCCGUCGGAACGGGAAACAUCGCCUUUGUUGCCGCCUCCGGUCACCCGAUCACGCUUACCGGCGUGCUGCACACCCCGGGCCUGUCUGUCAACCUCCUCUCGGUCUCUCGACUUUGCGACACCGACGAUGUCCGUGUCGCCUUCACGAAGCACGGCAUCCAUAUCGACAAGAACGGCAAUGCUAUCGCUGAAGGCGCAAGACUCGAGGAAGGGCUCUACUUGCUGGACGCUGAUCAUUCCAAAUGUCAGCAUCUCGCUCUCCUCUCUCGCUCACAGUCUUCCGUGCCCCUGCUGACCCUUCACCGCUGCCUCGGCCAUCUCGCACCGUCGUCCAUACAGAAGAUGGUUGCCGCUGGUUUGCUGGAAGGUCUCGGGGCCGGAUAUAGUGACGAAGAGGUAGAGAAGUUUGUCUGCAAUGCUUGCCUCAGUGCAAAGGGCCAUCGUCUUCCUUUUCCCGAUUCGGACUCGCACUCCUCAGAGAGACUCGGCCUCGUACACAGCGAUGUGCUUUCCUUUCCCGAGUCGUCCUUGACUGGCAAGCGUUACCUGGUCACGUUUCUUGACGACUUCUCGCGCAAACUGUGGGCAUACGCGAUCGGACACAAAAGCGAAGUCUUUGGCGUGUUCAAGACAUGGCUUGCCGAGGUCGAACUCGAGACGGGUGCAAAACUGAAGGUCCUCCGAACCGACAAUGGUGGCGAAUACUGUUCGAGAGCGCUCACGGAAUUCUGUAAGGCACGCGGCACACGUCGACAAUACUCUAUCCCUCGAACGCCUCAACAGAACGGUCGUGCCGAACGAGUCAAUCGUUCUAUCGUCGAAGGUGUCCUUGCCCUCCUUGCAGACGCCCACUUACCCAAAUCAUUCUGGGAGGAGGCAGCAGCUUAUUUCGUCUACUGCAAGAACCUGUGCGAACACUCGGCCCUGGACAAGGCAACACCGAACUUCGCCUGGCAGGGCGACCGCACCAACGCCUCGGCGCUUCACCCGUUCGGCUGCACGGCUUGGCUCACAGUCGCGCCUGAACUUCGCUCGAAACUCGACCCGAAAGCGGUUCGCGUUCUCUUCACCGGCUAUGACCUGGCUUCUAAAGCCUUCCGUUUCUACGACACGACGACCAAGAAGAUCAGUUUGGGCAGAAAUGCCAGGUUCCUCGACAACGAAUUUCCCGGGUUACGUAGCGACUCCACCGAGCAAGACGCCGACACGCACUUCGCCAGCGCUUGCCCGACCACCGAAUCCCAAGCCGUUGUCAAGACAUGGACCCCACUAGUAAGGUCGGCGCACAUGGACGUCUCAUCCUCUCUUGAUGACUCUGCCAUGAGCGCCGUUGACGUGGCCCCAGGGUACACUGGCGGAACCUUACUUAAUUCCACAGAUGCCGAAUCGUCCUCGUCACCGUCUCCUGAGCCGUCCUCGUCACCGUCGCCCGCAACCCCCUUGUCACCGUCGCCUGCGCUGUCACCGUCGUUGGCUGCGUCAUCGUCACCCUCGGCCUUACCGACCGACUCUGACUACUCCGCCGACCCUCUGGACCUCAUCGGCUCACAGACCCCGACUCGCCUCGGCCCACCGGACGUGCACCGCCCAGACUUCAGCACGUACCGUGAGCCCGCAUCGGCUGAGGAGUCGCCCGACGAACUCGACAUCAUUGGGCGCCACUCGCGCGAUGAAUCGCCGGACGAAAUCGAUUUCCUCACCCAACACCACCGCGCCUUCAUCGCCACCGACGACGACAACUCUGACACAGAAGCCAUUCAACCAGUCAAGUCCAUCACCAGCGACCCACAGACAUGGCGCGAGGCAAUGUCGAGUGACAAGCGCGAAGUGUGGGCCAAGGCCGCUACCGACGAGUUCAAUUCCAUGCGCGACGACUUCAAGGUCUUCACCAUCGAGGACCGAUCCACGGUACCAGCGGGUGCGACCAUCGUCACAUCCAAGUUCGUCUGGAAAACGAAACGGAAUGCACUCGGCGAAGUCACCGGCCACAAGGCACGGCUCGUGGCGCAGGGAAAUCGGCAACGCGACGGCAUCGACUUCAACGAAACCUUCGCACCAGUCGCACGCUUCUCCUCGAUACGCUCACUCCUCGCGCUGGCGGCCGCCAACGGCUUGCACGUGCACCAGGCGGACAUCGACAAAGCCUAUCUGCAUGGCGACCUUGACCAUGACAUCUGGAUGACGACACCGCGCGGCUUCGACCUUCCCACCGACAAGGUGCUUCGUCUGCGACGCUCCAUCUACGGACUCAAACAGGCUGGCCGAAUCUGGAAUCGACACAUCGACGCAUCGCUUCGAGAUCUCGGCUAUACGGCGACGGGCACCGACCACUGCGUGUACUCUCGGAUCGACGAUCGGCGACGCCCACACUACAUCGCGCUGUACGUCGACGACCUCCUGAUGAUCAGCCCCGACUUGGCCGAAAUUGAACGUGUCAUCUCGGGCCUCGAACAACGCUACGGCGUCAAGCGCCUCGGCCCGGCAGAGUACAUCCUCGGCAUCCAGAUCAGGCGACUCGAAGACGGUUCUAUUGCCCUGUCCCAGGAACGGUACAUCAUGGACGUGCUUGCUCGGUUCCACUUCGACACCACGACUCGCGGCACUACAGUCCCGAUGACCCCCGGCCUUUCGCUCACCGCCAUCCCGGGUCAAGGCACCGAACGGAUCAGGUCAUGGUAUCUGCAGGCUAUCGGCUCGCUCCUCUACAUUUCGCUCGGCACCCGCCCCGACAUCGCCUUCGCCGUGUCCUACCUGGCCCGCUUCGCCAACAACCCUGGACGUCGUCACUGGAUCGCGGUCAAGCACAUCCUCCGCUAUCUCCGGGCCACAUAUCGCGACGAACUGGUUUAUGCUUGCGGCGAGACACGCAUCACGGGCGUGGUUGGCUACUCCGACGCGAACUGGGGGGCCUGCGUCGAUACGUCGGUGUCCACUAUGGGCUACGUCUUCUACAUUGCCGGAUCCGCCGUGUCUUGGUCGUCCAAGCGUCAAUCUCGAGUUGCCGAUUCUACCACCGACGCUGAAUACCUCGCCCUCUCGCAUGCUGGCAAGGAAGGGAUCUACCUCAGUCAGCUGCUCGAGGAGCUCCAUGUCCAACCUGUUGCACCGGCUCACAUUUUUACUGACAAUGAAGCCGCUGCCGCAGUUGCCCACGACCCUGUCCGCGUCUCCGGCACUCGACACAUACGCUUGCGCGAGCACUUUGUUCGGGACAUGGUGAAUCGGGGCGAUAUCUCACUCUCGCAUGUGGGAACCAGCAACAUGGUGGCCGACAUCUUCACAAAGGCUCUUGGCCCAAAGAUUUUCUCGACACACUGCUACGCACUAGGCCUUCGCACUCGACACCCACGGCUUGGAUCUGCCUCGCAUUCGCGUGGGGGGGGGUGUGAAGAGUCCACUCUCAGCUCGACAGGGGCGCCUCGGUCGUUGCGCGCGCCUGCUAGCCUGGCCCCUGUGGUGGGGACUUAGGCGCGCGCGAGUGCCUCAGCGCGCCGGCGAUUUCGCCCGCGCCUGGGCAUAUCCCAGCGCGGGCCCCCUUUCCAUUUGUGAGGAAUCCACUCUCCGCUCGGCUCAGGACUUAGGCGCGCGGAGCGAACCGGGCGCGGACUUAGGCGCGCGGAGUGAGCCGGGCGCCCCGGCCCAGGACUUAGGCGCGCGAAGCGAGCCUGGGACUUAG
Molecule: messenger RNA, 5198 nt
Organism: Microbotryum saponariae
Lineage: Eukaryota; Fungi; Basidiomycota; Microbotryomycetes; Microbotryales; Microbotryaceae
Source: the annotation of a GenBank genome assembly